AUUCUUCUCCUCUGCACAGGCCUUCGAAGAAGUCCACAAAGGAGACACGGGUCGCUACAGCUGUAGAGCCAUGAACGUCGUUGGAGAAGCCUGGUGCGAAGGGAUAGAAAUGGAAGUUUACGACCUUAAUAUUGUUGGGAUCGUGAUCGGAGUAUUGGUGGUGCUGGCCGUUCUGACCUUGACUACAGUGGGGAUCUGCUGUGCCUACAGGAACGGUUUCUUUGUCCAAAACAAACAAAAUGGAAACAGCUACAAGACUCCAACGAAGCCAGAUGGCGUGAACUAUAUUCACACAGAUGAGGAGGGUGACUUUAGACACAAGUCCUCCUUCGUGAUAUGAACCAGCAGAGACACUUGGAUUUUGGCCCGGCGGCGAGAGCAGAGGGCAGCAAAACCUUCCCCUCCGAGGGGGCGGUCGCCGAUGUGUGUGUGAACUUUCUACUCCUUUCUAAACCAUUUACAGACAACGCGGAUGCAGUGGCCCGUGGUUGGUUUUUGUUUCUUUUUUUUUAAAAAAGCCAAACUUUUUUGUUGUUGUUGUUGCCAAAGUCAAACCCCGGUUUUUUUUGAAACUGCCAAACUGCCGUCUUCCGCUUCAGAAGCGACCGUUGCCAACACAAGUCUCUUCGGGGAGCGGGGUGGGUGGGUGCAGGAGAGCAUCUCUUCAAUCUUUGGGAGGAGAAAAAUCGCUUCGAUUAAAAAAUCUCCGGGGAAUCACUCGCAGGCCAGCUGACCCAAGAUUGCAGAGCUGCCUCGUCUACUAUCCCACGAACGUAACAUCGGAGACAGACUUCCGCACCCCCCUCGCAUCGCUCUCGUCUGCUUCGAGGCCCUUUUGGCAGGACAGGUUCCGCACGGCGAGCGUCUCUUCGGGUUGCCAAGCAACAACAGACAACAACAACAACAGACAACAGCACCACAACAACAAAAAAAGCCAACCCUUCUGACUUUUCGAUCUGGUUCCUGGGACCGAAGAUUGACUUUUUUUCUACUGUUGUUCUUCUUUCCUUUGUAGAAUUCUACGAUAUGAUUAUUUUUCUCUCUUUUUUGUUGGUUGUUGUUGUUGUUGUUUUUGCAAAGAUGUAUUUUGAUUAUUUUUUUUUAAGUCCUUUUUUUGUUUGUUUUUAAUUUAAAAUGUAAAUAGGUUGGUAGGCCAAACGGUGUUAAUUGUAAUAACGUAGUGAACUUUACAGGGUUUCCGAUUCAUGCUUUCCCGGUACUGAUAACAACCGUAUCAGUAUUAACCGAAAGUGCAGUGUGGCAAAACACUUAAUUUCCUUUCAUGGGGUAGGUAAUUGAAGAUUUAUUUUUUUUCCCUGCAGACAAAUACGGGCAUGGUCGAAAGAUUUGCCCAACUCCCAUGUUUCCCCGAAAAUAAGACCCUGUCUUAUAUUUUUUUUGAAUCCCGAAAUAAGCACUUGGCCUUAUUUUCGGAGAGGUCUUAUUAUUUUGGGACGCAUUGAGCAAGACAGGGCUCCUCUUGCUGUCUUACCUGAUUUCCAGCUCUGUCUCCCUAACCCUAACCAGAGAAAAUGACGGGGACUGGCUGCGCAUGCCUUUAAAUAUUAUUCGGGGAGGGCUUAUUUACAGGGGAAACAUGGUCGUAGUAGCAAGAGCAUAAAGGGAAGGCAUCGAAUGUGUUUUGAAUUAUUUUGUAAGUGGAAGGGAAUUUGGGAUACGACAAGAUGCCCAAAAGACAAACCCCCAAAUCAUUUGACGGGUGCUCCAAAGUUACCGAGUUCUAAAUUUCUGGGAUGGGCGCUUUAGUUCUUGGGAAGGCGAAAUCAAACAAAUGUACGUAAUUUAGCCAGCCAAAAAUGGAGGAGACUCUGACCUUAUGCCUCAUCUCCCUUUUCAAACAUCCCACUUGUGAAAACACUUAUCUUGUCCUGGACACUUUUAUCUUAUUCAGGAACGAGGGAAUGGAGUGUCGUUAAAUAUGCAAUUCUCUCUCUGAUUUUUCUGUUCGGCAACCCAUUGGCACUGCCAACUUAUCUGGCUUAUAAGCAAGCAAGCAACUUCUAGCAAUUCCCACAGCAGCCAUA
This is a messenger RNA of Ahaetulla prasina, 2045 nucleotides long. RefSeq names its product junctional adhesion molecule C-like. The record is from RefSeq and is a predicted model, not a curated record. NCBI's taxonomy places the organism in Eukaryota, Metazoa, Chordata, Lepidosauria, Squamata, Colubridae. Gene Ontology annotation, molecular function: protein heterodimerization activity; protein homodimerization activity. Gene Ontology annotation, biological process: angiogenesis; cell adhesion. The transcript has 4 exons. Bases 71 to 340 code for a protein of 89 amino acids.